AUGGAACUGCGACGCGGGGGAGGCAAAUCUCGAGGAUGGAUAGCGAGAGCCUGCCCAAGUGACCUAUUGUACGCCGAGGUAGCCAGGUACUGUCGCAAACAAGACGGACAAAGUGCCGUUAUAAGGGCACUUUACGACCUGCAAAUUAGCUCCGUUGCCUGGGGGACCUCGGUCAAAAUCGACGAUCAUAAAAUAGCUCUCUUUGAAGCCAACCGAAUAGUUGCUGCUAAGGCAAACAGUGAGACCUGCAAGACUCAAACGCUAUCAACCAAUGACACCUGCAACCAACCCCUGUCAUUGCGCCUGCAUGGUCGGCCGAUGUUCCAAUCGGCACGGAUAGACAUCAUUGGACAUCUGCGGUCCCAGUGUAAUGUCAACGCGACAACCCAGUCUCUCAUCUCCCAACACACAGUCACCACUUGCAGCACAGACGAGAACAAUCAGACCAAUCUACAAAAUAUUAACACCACUUCCUCUACCACCAACAAUGUGGAUCCAGUCCUAAACCGUUGGAACAACUAG
Molecule: messenger RNA, 522 nt
Organism: Spirometra erinaceieuropaei
Lineage: Eukaryota; Metazoa; Platyhelminthes; Cestoda; Diphyllobothriidea; Diphyllobothriidae
Source: the annotation of a GenBank genome assembly